AUGUCUUCUUCUACAAUGGAAAUUGAUAAACCUUUGAAACGUUCAGGUGGAAUUUCUAUGGAUGAAUUGGGUGAUGAAUCAAUGAAUUAUGAAUUAUCCGAGUCGUCAAAAAAAGCUCGUGACGAGCAUCAGGCAAUAUUAGAUGAAUUUGAAAGACAAAAACGAGCAAGAACAUUAGCGGUGCCUACUGAUGAUGGUCGUGUAAGAGCAAAACUUAAAGAACUUGGUGAGCCUCAAUGUUUAUUUGGUGAAGGUCCUGGUGAUAGACGAGAUCGUUUACGAUAUCUAUUAUCUAAAAUGGAAGGAACAAAGGUAAUCACAGAGGGAGAAUCAGAAUCGGAAUCGGAAUCAGAAGAAGAGAAAGAAGAAGAGUUUUUCACACCAGGAUCAAUAGAACUGUUAAAUGCUAGACGUUGGAUAGCACAUUAUUCUUUACCAAAAGCUAAAGAUCGGCUGAAAAGACAAAGGAUUGAAAGUGAAUUACCAAUACCUCAAUUAAAAUCAGUUAGAAAAGAAUUAUUUUCAGGGAUAAAGUCUUAUUCAAAUUUUAGUUCCCAAAUUGGGGAUGACCGACCUAUAUCACAAUGUAAUUUUUCACCAGAUUGUAGUAUGGUAGCCACAGGAUCCUGGUCAGGAUUAUGUAGAAUUUGGAGUGUACCAAAUUGUGACUCAGUAAUAACAUUAAAAGUUGGAGGAAUUGCAUGGCAUCCAGAAUCAACACUUUCAAUGGAGAGUAAUUUGGUAAAUUUAGCAUCAGGAGGAGCAGAUGGAUUGAUUCAUUUGUGGUCUUUGGAGAACGAGAAUCCAUUAAAAACACUUCAAGGGCAUACAGCUAGAAUAGCAAGAAUUGACUUUCAUCCCUCUGGGCGGUUUCUUGGAUCAGCAAGACUUUGGGAUGUUGAGACAACAGAGGAGUUAUUGUUACAAGAAGGACAUGCACGAGAAGUCUAUUCAAUUAGAUUUCAAUGUGAUGGAGCAUUAGUAGCAACAGGAGGAUUAGAUUCUAUUGGAAGAGUAUGGGAUUUGAGAACAGGUAGAUCUGCGAUGGUUUUAGAGGGGCACGUAAAAGAUGUUUUGUAUCAACUAGCAACAGGAAGUGCGGAUAACUCUAUUAGAAUUUGGGAUAUUAGAAAGUUGAGAAGUGUAUAUACUAUACCAGCACAUAAGUCACUUGUAUCAGAUGUAAGGUUUUUCCAUGGAUCAUAUUCAUUGAUGAAUGAGGAGUUUAAUAAUGGGGUGAGGCCAACAAUAUCGGGACUGUAUUUGGCAAGUUCAGGGUAUGAUGGACUUGUUAAUAUUUGGUCAUCAGAUGAUUGGACUUUAUUGAAAAGUUUGGCAGGACAUGAUGGCAAGGUUAUGACAGUUGACAUAUCUACAGGUUAG
Entrophospora candida is the source of this 1383-nucleotide messenger RNA. The record is from the annotation of a GenBank genome assembly. Lineage: Eukaryota; Fungi; Glomeromycota; Glomeromycetes; Entrophosporales; Entrophosporaceae.